AUGAUGCUGGAAGAGAGCGAGAUCGAGGCGGAGAUACCCGAAAAAGACCUUGAGAUUAUCUGGAGGCAAACGCGGGCAGAACGAUUUGAGAACAAACACGGAAACGUCGGACAUCAGUGUCAUCAUGGGUGGGAAUUUGGAGCCACUUCUCACAGCAUAUCUCAUGUCCAAGCAAUCGAGUGCUGGUGUAAGUUGCUUGAGAUAGUUCCAUGGUUAAUACAUGUGGGGGAGAGUUCUCCUGGCGAGGAAGCUGGGAUCAAAUCGGCCACACUCGAGAUCGACGGGAGAUAUGCGUAUGGUUAUAUCUCCGGAGAGAAAGGCACGCACAGGCUGGUGAGACAAUUGCCUUUCAACUCUAAAGGUCUCCGACAGGUAGCUCAGUGGUGGUCCUGGGUUCAAUCCCCGGCGUGUCAAGAUCCAUUUUCCAAUAAUGCAGAGAGCGAGAUCGAGGUGGAGACCCGAAGGCGACCUUGUGUAGAUCUGGAGGCAAAGGCGGGCAGAACGUAA
Molecule: messenger RNA, 507 nt
Organism: Selaginella moellendorffii
Lineage: Eukaryota; Viridiplantae; Streptophyta; Lycopodiopsida; Selaginellales; Selaginellaceae
Product: peptide chain release factor 2-like
Exons: 3
Coding region: 1-507 (168 amino acids)
Biological process (GO): translational termination
Source: RefSeq, a predicted model, not a curated record